Messenger RNA from Adineta steineri, 555 nucleotides. Lineage: Eukaryota; Metazoa; Rotifera; Eurotatoria; Adinetida; Adinetidae. The record is from the annotation of a GenBank genome assembly.
AUGUCAUCAGGUUUACAGAAAGCAUUUGAUAAAUAUUCUAAAUUUGGCAAAACUCAAGCGCAAUUAGCCGAUCAUAAUUGUAUUCGAAUUGGUUCAGCAGGUAUUCAAAAAAUGAUGAAAGAUUGUUCAUUAAUUGAUACAAAAUAUACAUCACAAUUAUUGGAUAAUGAUAUAGCACGUGUACUUGGAAAAUUAACAAUAAAUUCUAAUGAAUCUAGUUCAAUUCAUUAUCCAAAAGGAACAAAAACAUUUGAAAUCAAAGGUUUUAAAGCAUUAAUUGAUCGUAUUGCUGAAUCGAAAAGUGUUAAUUAUGAUGAAAUUUUAGCUAAAAUUAAUGCAAAUCAAGGUCCUCGUCUUAAUCAUGUUACGGAAAUCGCAAACAAAGAUAUAACUGAUCGAAUGACUAAUACAACACAAUAUACAGGUACACAUAAAGAACGUUUCGAUGAAGAUGGUCAUGGGAAAGGCAAAGAGGGUCGUACAGAUGAAAUUAUAUCUACAGGUUAUGUACAAGGUUUUAAAAUCAAUGAACAAUUCGUGUCAACAAAAAAAUAG